AAAGGAGUCAAGUUGCUGCUAUAUUACAUGAUUCACUGAUAUCAUGCGACGCUCCAUCCUAACGAUAAUCACAGCAGUCGUAUUUUUCAUUCAUCUAAGUGUCGGAAUAGAAGUAAUCGAUCAACCGAACUACGUAUAUGAUGUUGGAUUUGAUCUAGAUAUCGAAGAACCAGCUGCAGCUGUUCAGCUUCUAGGUCUGAGAAAUGAUAAACUGAAAGGUUUACUGGAAUUCACACCCAUCAGAAAUACUAUAGGACAAAGUGAGUAUCAAUAUUAUUCUUUCAGUGUCAACACGUCAAGUGGAUUAGGUGAAUACUAUCAAUUUUUGAUUUUCCUAACCGGUAAUAUUUGCGAACAGCCAGAGAGUAUUGAAGCUAAUGAGACUAGUUUAUAUGUAUAUUUUUCAUUUAACUCAUCCAUGUUUCAAAACUUUGAACUUGGUCAACUAGGAACUUUCAAAAAUGGGUACUUCCAAGGUUUAGCCGAUGUCCCAAUUUCAAAUAGUGAUGAAAACGAAGAUUCGAUUUUAUAUAUUGCGGUUCAAGCUCCUGAGCUAACCAAUAGAACCGCAACAUGGUCGUACGAGAUUGGUGUAUCUCAAAAUGAUUUGGUAUUCCAGUGGGAUGAUAGAACAUGGGCUUCAUUAGUUGAUACUGAUAACGAUUCUGCAUUAAUUGUCACUGGUAAUUUGACUUCUUCCAAUGAUUAUACUAGUUUGAAUGCUACUGAAUCUCAAUAUGCGUUAUUUAUAUACUCUUAUGAUUAUAAGGACUACUUUAACACUUUGAAUAGUAGUUGGUGUGCAGUUAGAAAUGGGCCAGCGCUAUUUUCAACUUCGAAUUUUCAAAGUAGUUAUACAGAUAGAAAUGGUGGAUUGCAACAACAGUUUUAUGUAUCAGGUUUGAAUGAGUCAACCAAAUAUAUUGCCUAUUUGGUUUCUGACUUUAAAGGAACCAGUUUUGGUGGUGCGGUUUAUCAACCAUUUGAAUUUGAAACCCUAGAUAAUUCAGCUUGCCAAUUAAUUUACGAUCUUGAUUUUUGCUCGAGAGUUGCCUAUUCCGUUCCAGCGGUGAAGGGAAUAGAUAAAAGGGAGUUGAAGACAAUGUAUGAUGAAAAUGCCCACACCUUGUACACCAAUUUUUCAAAAGCUUUACAACAAAUCGCCUGUGACACCGACCAAGACGCAGUCUUUUCCCCCAUCAAAACUUGUACCGAUUGUGCCCAACUGUAUAAGGAUUGGUUAUGCUCGGUGACAAUUCCAAGAUGUACCACUAGAAAUCGUACUGGCUAUAAAUACCGUACCGUGGGAGAAUCAAGGAGUACUUUCAUAGACGAAGACUUAAAACCAGAAUUCAACUAUUAUGAAGUUUUGCCCUGUGUGAAUGUCUGUCAGGCCAUUGUGCGAGACUGUCCUGCUGAUUUCGGCUUCCAGUGUCCUCUCACAAACGAUACCAUAAAACAAUCUUACUAUUGGGAUGCUGGUGAAGGGUAUGUUUCCUGUAACUUUGUUGGGAUCGUUGAGUCAAGUACCAGUUUCGCAGUUAGAUCCAUACUAGUGAAUUGGCCUUUAUUAGUGGUGGUAUUCACUUUCCAUAUUCUCCAACUCUACAUAUAGUCAUUCAUAGGUGAAGUUUUCAUUUGUACGGUUAUUCUUUAUUAUAUACGGUAAUAUAUACAGGC
Molecule: messenger RNA, 1680 nt
Organism: Hyphopichia burtonii NRRL Y-1933
Lineage: Eukaryota; Fungi; Ascomycota; Pichiomycetes; Serinales; Debaryomycetaceae
Gene: MID1
Product: Mid1p
Exons: 1
Coding region: 44-1615 (523 amino acids)
Biological process (GO): calcium ion import across plasma membrane
Molecular function (GO): protein binding; calcium channel activity
Source: RefSeq, a predicted model, not a curated record